Messenger RNA from Pongo pygmaeus (Bornean orangutan), 11164 nucleotides. It is a transcript of the gene AZIN2, whose product is annotated as antizyme inhibitor 2. The coding region runs from base 341 to 1429 and encodes 362 amino acids. The transcript is spliced from 11 exons. Gene Ontology annotation, biological process: positive regulation of polyamine transmembrane transport; negative regulation of protein catabolic process; positive regulation of catalytic activity. Gene Ontology annotation, cellular component: cytoplasm. Gene Ontology annotation, molecular function: ornithine decarboxylase activator activity; catalytic activity. NCBI's taxonomy places the organism in Eukaryota, Metazoa, Chordata, Mammalia, Primates, Hominidae. The record is from RefSeq and is a predicted model, not a curated record.
GCGGGGCGCGGGGGUCGGUGGCUGCUGGGCGGGCGGGGCGCAGGCCGCGGGACCCGAGCCCGGGGGAGCGAGAGAGCGGAAGCGCCGAGGAUCCGAUUCACUCGCUGGGGAGACCUAUGGGCCGAAGCCGUGUAAAUGCGUUUUAAGCAGGGGCCUCGGCUCCGCAACUGCCACUCCUCCUCGGGGUGUUGCACAAGUUUCGAGGUCACCGGCGACCCCCCCUAGCAGCGCGCCUGGCUCUGGCCCCCGCGAAGGAGGACGGAGCUUGUGUGUUGCAUACUUUCUAAGGCGGCGGCUGCAGCAGCGGCUCCAUCCAGCCCGUCAGCUCCUCCUGCAAGGCAUGGCUGGCUACCUGAGUGAAUCGGACUUUGUGAUGGUGGAGGAGGGCUUCAGUACCCGAGACCUGCUGAAGGAACUCACUCUGGGGGCCUCACAGGCCACCACGGACCAGGUAGCUGCCUUCUUCGUGGCUGACCUGGGUGCCAUAGUGAGGAAGCACUUUUGCUUUCUGAAGUGCCUGCCACGAGUCCGGCCCUUUUACGCUGUCAAGUGCAACAGCAGCCCAGGUGUGCUGAAGGUUCUGGCCCAGCUGGGGCUGGGCUUUAGCUGUGCCAACAAGGCAGAGAUGGAGUUGGUCCAGCAUAUUGGAGUCCCUGCCAGUAAGAUCAUCUGCGCCAACCCCUGUAAGCAAAUUGCACAGAUCAAAUAUGCUGCCAAGCAUGGGAUCCGGCUGCUGAGCUUUGACAAUGAGAUGGAGCUGGCAAAGGUGGUAAAGAGCCACCCCAGUGCCAAGAUGGUUCUGUGCAUUGCUACCGAUGACUCCCACUCCCUGAGCCGCCUGAGCCUAAAGUUUGGAGUGUCACUGAAAUCCUGCAGACACCUGCUUGAAAAUGCGAAGAAGAGCCACGUGGAGGUGGUGGGUGUGAGUUUUCACAUUGGCAGUGGCUGUCCUGACCCUCAGGCCUACGCUCAGUCCAUCGCAGAUGCCCGGCUCGUGUUUGAAAUGGGCACUGAGCUGGGUCACAAGAUGCACAUUCUGGACCUUGGUGGCGGCUUCCCUGGCACAGAAGGGGCUAAAGUGAGAUUUGAAGAGAUUGCUUCCAUGAUCAACUCAGCCUUGGACCUGUACUUCCCAGAGGGCUGUGGCGUGGACAUCUUUGCUGAGCUGGGGCGCUACUACGUGACUUCGGCCUUCACUGUGGCAGUCAGCAUCACUGCCAAGAAGGAGGUUCUGCUGGACCAGCCUGGCAGGGAGGAGGAAAAUGGUUCCACCCGCAAGACCAUCGUGUACCACCUUGAUGAGGGCGUGUAUGGGAUCUUCAACUCAGUCCUGUUUGACAACAUCUGCCCUAUCCCCAUCCUGCAGAAGUCUAAGAACCACCCACCCUGCUACAUGUCUCUAGAGUCCAUUCAUUUCAUUGCUGUGUAGCGCUCUUUUGCAAUGUGUAAGAGACUCGGUGGCUCUGCAUUUUCUCCAGCACGGAGUAUUGCCAGACUGAAAACAUUUUCCCAGUGGAAUGGAUGUAAAAUGGAUCUCAUUGUGUCUUGAUUUGCAUUUCCCUCAUCACUAGCAAAGCUGGACAUCUCUUUGUAUAUUUACUGGCCAAACAUGUUUCCCAGAACUUCUUCCAGGGACUUUGUAAGUUGGCGUUCCCCUUCAUGUCUGAAUUUCUCCACCGAGUGGUCUAUACCCACUGCCCCUGCUCACUCAGCUCCCUUAGCCCUUCCAACCUCUCCAGUCAGGUACCUGUUCCACGAUGCCAUGGAAGAUGCUCUUGAAAGACACUUCCACGCUGCUAGCUCUUCCAUGUGGCUCUUCUGUCCCAGCAGCUGGUCCUCCUCUGUUUUCAUGCUCACCUCUCCUGGCUUCUGUGGCAACAUCCUGGGUCUUGGCUACUCUUCUGCUGUUCUCUCCUUGUCUCCUUGGCCCUUCUCCUGCUCACCCUUUAAGUGUUGACUGUCUCGGGCCUCAGUCCUUGAUCUUCUCUGUCUAUAUGCGCUUCCUAGGUAAAUGCUUCCAGACUGAGGUUUUUAGUAUCUUCCAUACUACCAUCACUCCCAAAUUUCUAUCUCUAUCCUGGAUCACACCCCUGAGCUCCAGACUUGCACAUCCAACUACCUGCUUGACAUUCCUACUGGGAUUUCACAGACAUCUCAAAUUUAACUUGUUCAGAACUGAACUCUUGAUUUCCAACCCCAAACUUCUCUUGGUAAAUAGCACUGCCACUAGCCAACUGCUGAAGCUAAAAAAGUUGGCAUUAUUCUUGAUUCUUGCUUUCCCUCUCCUUCCACAUGCAGUCCACCUGCAAUUCUUGAGUGUAGUUCCAAAAUACAUUUUGGUUUCAGUGAAUUCUUUCUGUCGCCACCCUAAUGCAAGCCACCAUUGCCUCCUGCUUGAGCUACUGCAGUAACCAUUAACUGGUUUUCCACCCCAUACUACUACCUGCUUACCACCCAUUUUCCACGCUGCAGACAGAAUGAUCUUUUAAAAUCCCAAAGAUUAUGCCCCUCCUCUGCUUAACACCAUCUGUGGCUUCCCAUUGCUCUCAGAAUAAAACCUAGACUCCUUACCACAACCAGCAAGGCUCCUGCCAUCUUCCCAGGCACCUCUGCCCUCACUCCUGUCUCUGUUUUCAGCUCCACUUACCUGCUCCAGCCCCAUCCCUCUCCUUUCUGUUUUUGUAACACCUAAGUUGUUUCUGCUCUCAGGGCCUUUGCAUUCGCUCACCCAGAAUGCUCUUCCACUCACCCCUGAGACAGCUGCUGUAUUCUCUUUCUUAUGUCUCAGCUCAGAUGUCACCUCGUCAGGGAGGCCUUUCCUGACUGCCCUCUCUAAAGUAGGCUGACCUCCCCUAGUCAGAUAAUUUUGAUACCCUGCUUAUUUUCUUAACAACCCAUCAUAAUCUGUUAGUUAUCUUGUUUUUGUUUACUUGCGUAUAGUCUGUCUUCUCCAUUAGCAGGUAGGCUCUAUGAGGGCAGCCACAUUGUCCAGUUAGUUUCCUCUGAGUUCCCAGCACCAGACACAGUGCCUGGCAUAUAGUAGGUGCUCACUAAAUAUCUGUUGAAUGAAUUGUGAAUGGAUGAAUCAAUCAUUCAAUAAACUGUGAGACCCUUGAGGGUCUCACAUCUGUUCAUAUCUGUUUCCCUAGUACAGAACUUGGCAUACAGUAGGUUCAGUAUAUGUUGGAAUUAAAUAGAUCUUUUUCUUUUCUUGAGAUGGAGUCUCACUCUGUCACCCAGGCUGGAGUGCAGUGCUGCAGUCUUGGCUCACUGCAACCUCUGCCUCCCGGGUUCAAGUGAUUCUGCUGCCUCAGCUUCCCUAGUAGCUGGGAUUACAGGCGCCCGCCACUAUGCCUGGCUAAUUUCUGUAUUUUUAGUAGAGAUGGCAUUUCACCAUGUUGGUCAGGUUGGUCUUGAACUCCUGACCUCAAGUGAUCCGCCCACCUCAGCCUCCCAAAGUGCUUUGAUUACAGGCAUGAGCCACUGUACCUGGCCAUUGUUUCUUUCAUUUCUAUGUCUUUGACAAGGAUAAAGCAUUGUGUUUUUGUUUAUUGUUUUAUUUCUUUUGAUGUCAAUGUCUUUUUAUAUCCUCUGUUCACUUAAUUUGGGAGGUCUUGAAGUUUUUUCCUGCACAUAGAAAUGAGCUUGCAUAUGCAUGUGUGCAUGUAUUUAAUAUGAUGUUUGAUACAAAUAUUUUUUCACUCUAUUUGUUUAUUAUUUUAGUUUUGUAAUUCUUUGUUAUUUCAUAGAAGUUUUGACACACUAUUGUGUUUUAACUAAGUUUGCUGUAAUUAAUAGGAAGGAAAUCUGUUACUUUCUUUUGUGCUCUGCUGUUAUAGAUUAUCUUUAUUAUAUAUAUAUAUAGUCUUAUAGAAAUAGAAUGUUUAUUAGAAAAAAUUUAACACAAAUAGUAAAAUAAAAUGAUUCACUAAUCCCACCAUUCAGAGAUGACUAUUGUUAAAUGUACUUUGGUUUCUACUUUUUUAGGGUUUAAUGACUAUUUUAUUUUGUUUUAUUUUAUUUAAGACAGGGUCACACUCUGUCACCCUGGCCAGAGUGCAGUGGCACAGUCAUGCUCACUGUAGCCUCCACCUCCGAGGCUCAAGCCAUCCUUCCCACUCCAGCUUCUGAAUAGCUGGGACUACAGGCACAUGCCACUAUGCCUGGCUAAUUUUUGUAUUUUUUGUAGGGAUGGGGUUUUGCCAUGUUGCCCAGGCUGGUCUUGAGCGCCUUGUUUUGUUCAAGCAAUCCUCCCACCUUGAGAUUACAGACAUGAGCCACCACGCCUGACCUGAUAAUUUUUUUUAAAAGGUUGUCUAGUCUUGCUAAGAAUAAGCAAGACUUUUUGUUUACUAAUGUCAUGAUUUAACCAAUUUUAGCUGCUCUGAUAUUAAAAGGUGUUUUCGUUAAUAUACUUCUAAAAUAUUGGAAAUAAUCAGAGCUGGGUGGGGGUAGAGAACUAAGCCCAAAAGCUCUAAUUUACAAUGCUGUAACAUUUUGAAAGACCAAUCUUGUUUUUGGUUUCUACUUUUUAAAAAAGUGUCAUAGUGCACUUUGUUUUUCACUUUAAAAUUUUAUAUAUUGUGAGCAUAUGGUUUUCUUUAAAUACUGAUGUGUUAGGUGGACUUUUAAAUAUAGAAACAUUUUAAAUGUUCAUUGAGUGCUCUAAAAUGGUACAUAUUUAGUGUGUGUAUUAGUUUGUCCUCACACUGCCAAAAAGGAAUACCCAAGAGUGGGUAAUUUAAAAAGGAAAGAGGUUUAAUUGACACAGUUCUGCAUGGCUAGGGAGGCCUCAGGAAACCUACAAUCAUGGCAGAAGGGGAAGCAGGCACAUCUUACAUGGCUGCAGGAAGGAGAGGUUUUAAAGGGGAACUUCCAAACACUUUUAAAACCAUCAGCUCUGGUGAGAACUCCCUCACUAUCAUAAGAAUAGCAUGGGCGAAACUGCCCCCCAUGAUCCAAUCACCUCCCAACAGGCCCCUCCCUCAAUAUCUGGGGAUUACAAUUCAAGAUGAGAUUUGGGUGGGGACACAAAGCCAAACCAUAUCAGUGUGUAAAGAUGCAAUUCAACAAAUGUGUAUCAGCACUUCACAAAUGCAAGAUACGAUUUGGUAUAGGGUAGAAUCAAGAGGAGGCAAGUAUCAUGGGAGUUUUAUAAGAAUCUUGGCAGGCAAAAUUCAGGACAGUUACCCCAGUCCAUGAAGAGAAAUUCUCCUUUUAUUGCCAAGAUGGGGCUUUCUUACUUGCUGUUCCAUUUUAUUCUAGUUUGUUAUGCUUUCAAAAGUGUGAAUCUGUCUGGAAUGUAUUGCAAUAGCACUUAGCAAGUGUGUCCCUAGACUAAGAAGACAGAAGACUCAAAUAAAUAAAAUUAUAAAUGAAAGAGGAGACAUUACAGGAUACCACAGAAAUUCAAAGGAUCAUAAGAGACCACUACUAGCAUGAAUAAUUAUACACCAAGAAAUUGGAUAACCUAGGCAAAAUGGAUAAAUUCCUAGACACAUAUUACCUACAAAGUCUCAAUCAUGAAGAAACAGAAAAUCUGAAUAGACCAAUAGUGAGUUAGGAGAUUGAAUCAGUAAUCAAAAACCUCCCAACAAAGAAAAGCCCAGGACCUCAUGGCUUUACUGGUGAAUUCUACCAAACAUGUAAAAAAGAAUUAAUACCAAUCCUUCUCAAACUCUUCCACAAAACUGAAGCAGAGGGAACACUUCCAAACUCAUUUUACAAAACCACAAUUACCUUAACACCAGAGCCAAAUACACCAUAAGAAAAGAAAAUUACAGGCCAUGUUCACAUAGAUGCAAAAAUCCUCAACAAAAUACUAGCAAUCCAAAUUAAAUAGCACAUUAAAAGGAUCAUACACCAUGAUCAAGUGGAAUUUAUCCCUGGGAUGCAAAGGUAUUUUAACAUGUCCGAAUUUAUAAAUGUGAUAUACUAUAAUAUUACCACAAUGAAGGAUAAAAAUCAUAUGAUCAUCUCAGUAGAUGGAGAACAAGCAUUUGACAAAAUUCAGCAUCCUUUUAUGAUAAAAACUUUCAACAAAUUAGGUAUGGAAAGAAUGUACCUCAACAUGAUAAAGACCAUAUAUGACAAGCUCACAGCUAAUGUUAUACUCAACAAGGAUCCUAAGGUCAGGAGCAAGACUUAAGAUGCUCAGUCUCACCACUUCUAUUUAGUGUGGUACUAGAAGUCCUAGCCAGAGCAAUUAGAGAAGAGGAAGAAAUAAAAGUCAUCCAAAUGGGAAAGGGAGAUGUAAAAUUGUCUCUGUUUGCAGAUGACAUUAUCUUAUAUAUAGAAAACUCUAAGGCUGGGCGUGGUGGCUUAUGCCUGUAAUCCUAGCACUUUGGGAGGCCAAGGCUGGUGGAUCACUUAAGGUCAGGAGUUCAAGACCACCCUGGCCAAUGUGGUGAAACCCUGUCUCUACUAGAAAUACAAAAUUAUCCAGGCGUAAAGGUGUGUGCCUGUAAUCCUAGCUACUCAGGAGGCUGAGGCAUGAGAAUUGCUUGAACCUGGGAGGCGAAGGUUGCAGUGAGCCGAGAUCAUACCACUGCACUCUAGCCUGGGCAACAGAGUGAGACUCCAUCUCACACACACACAAAAAGGCCGGCGCAGUGGCUCAUGCCUGUAACCCCAGCACUUUGGGAGGCCGAGGCAGGCAGAUCACUUGAGGUCAGGAGUUUGAGACCAGCCUGGACAAUAUGGUGAAACUCUGUCUCUACUAAAAAUGCAAAAAUUAGCCUGGCACGGUGAUGGGUGCUUGUAAUCCCAGCUACUCAGGAGGCUGAGGCACAAGAAUCAUUUGAGCCUGGGAGGUGGAGGCUGCAGUGAACUGAGAUGGCACCACUGCACCUCCAGCCUGGCGACAGAGCCAGACUCCAUCUCAAAACAAAACAAACAAACAAAAAAACUCUAAAGACUUCACCAAAAAACUAUUAGACUUAAUAAGUUCAGAAAAGUUAGAAGAUACAAAAUUAACAUACAAUGUUUCUAUAUGCUAACUAUCUGAAAAAGAAAUCAAGAAAACUAUCCCAUUUACAAUUGCAUCAAAAAAUUACUUAGGAAAUUUAAGGAGGUAAGAGAUCUGUACGCUGAAAACUAGAAAACAUUGAUGAAGGAAAUAAAAAAGGACAUAAAUAAAUGGAAAGAUAUCGCUGGAAGCAUCACAUUAUCUGAUUUCAAAAUACAUACUAGAAAGCUAUAAAGUAAGCAAAACAGCAUGGUACUGGCAUAAAAAUGAACAUAUAGACCAGUGGAAUAGAAUAGAGAGCCCAGAAAUAAAUCCAUGUAUUUACGGUCAAUUGAUCUUCAACAAAUGUGCCAAGGACACACAAUGGGAAAGGACAGUCUCUUCCAUAAAUGGUGUUAGGAAAACUAGAUAUCCACAUAUAGAAGAAUAAAAUUGGACGCUAUCUCACACCAUAUACAAAUGGAUUAAAGACUUUUAGAUUGACUUUUUUUUUUUUUUUUGAGACAGAGUCUCACUCUGUUGCCCAGGCUGGAGUGCAGUGGUGUGAUCUUGGCUCACUGCAGCCUCUGCCUCCUGGGUUCAAGUGAUUCUGCUGCCUCAGCCUCCCGAGUAGCUGGGAUUAUAGACAUGUGCCACCAUGCCCAGCUACUUUUUGUAUUUUUAGUAGAGAUGGGGUUUCACCAUGUUGGCCAAGCUGGUCUUGAACACCUGAACUCAAGUGAUUCGCCCACCUUGACCUCCCAAAGUGCUGGGAUUACAGGCGUGAACCACUGUGGCCCAGAUUGACUUCUUUCACUUAGUAAUAUGCACUUGUUUCCUUCAUGUCCUUUCAUGGCUUGAUAGUUCAUUUCUUUUUAGCAUUGAAUAAUAUUCCAUUAUCUGGGUAUACAGCAGUUUAUCCAUUCACCUACUGAAGGACAUCUUGGUUGCAUCCAAGUUUUGGCAAUUAUGAAUAAAGCUAUUAUAAACAUCUAUGUGUAAGUUUUUGUGUGACAAGCAUUUUUAACUCCUUUGGGUAAAUACUAAGGAGUACAAUUGCUGGAUCAUAUGGUAAGAAUAUGUUUAGUUUUGUAGAAAAUUGCCAAACAGUAUUUCAAAGUGGCUGUACCAUUUUGCAUUCCCACCAGCAAUGAAUGGGAGUUCUUGUUGCUCCACAUCCACACCAGCAUUUGGUGUUACCAGUGUUCUGAAUUUUGGCCAUUUGAGUAAGUGUGCAGUGGUAUUUGUUGUUUUAAUUUAUAUUUCCCUGAUCACAUAUGUUUGUUUGCCAUCUGUAUAUAUUCUUUGGCGAAGUAUCUGUUAAAGUCCUUUGACCAUUAUAAACAGAGUUUUAGUUGUUUGUUUUCUCAUUUUUGAGUUUUAAGAGUUUUUCAUAUAUUUUGGAUAACAGUCCUUUAUCAGAUGUGUCUUUUGCAACUAUUUUCUCCCAGUCUGUGGCUUGUCUUCUCUUAACAUUUUCUUUUCUUUUCUUUCUUUUUUUUAUUUUUUAAGAUAGAGUCUUGCUCUGUCACCCAGGCUGGAUGGAGUGCAGUGAUGAGAUCUUGGCUCACUGCUACCUUCGCCUCCCAGGCUCAAGCGAUUCUCCUGCCGCAGCCUCCUGAGUGGCUGGGAUUACAGGUGUGCACCACCAAGCCUGGCUAAUUUUUGUAUUUUUAGUAGAGAUGGGGUUUCACCAUGUUGUCCAGGCUGGUCUCGAACUCCUGGCCUCAAGUGAUCUGCCUGCCUUGACCUCCCAAAGUGCUGGGAUUACAGGUGUGAGCCACCAUGCCUGGUGAAUAUUGUCUUUUGCAGUGCAGAAAUUUUUAAUUUUAAUAAAGUCCAGUUUAUCAAUUAUUUCUUUUAUGGAUUGUGCCUUUGGUGUUGUGUGUUCUUUUCUUUUUUUUUUUUUUUUCUGUAGUGCUUAUUACCUUCUAACAUACUAUAUAAUUUACUUGUUUGCCUUCCCCCUGCUAGACUGUAAAACCCAUGAGGACAAGGACCUUUGUGUAUUUUGUUUAUUAGUGUGUCCCAAGCAUACAAAACAGUGAUUAUCCAAAUAUGUAUUAAAUGGCAACCUAAUUUUGAAACUGGAUUUUUGUUUUGGAGUGUAUGCUGAAUCAUGGUAGCAUUGACUUUCAGUUUUGAUAUCUGUGUGGGUUCCUAGGGCCUAGUCAAGAUGGAGAAUCCAAUAGGAUGCCCUUACAUAGAGCUGAGAACCCAAAAGAAGUACAUCCUUAGUGUAAGAGUCAACUAGAGUAAAAAGCCCAUUCUACAGAGAACAGCAGCAAGAAAACUUCACUGUUUUGAUCUUGGUAGUGAUUGGAAGAGAGCAAAAAAUUGAGAUUUUGUAACCACAAGCCAGCCUUCUUUUGGGCUUGUGGCCCAAAUUCACAUUAACUAUGGUCUGAAAAACCUUAAGCCUCAAAAUAAUUUCAUCUGGCAGAAGCAAACAAAUUCUCCCUGGAGGAGGAAUCUUCAGUUUAGGCUUCUCACUGAUAAGGUUUCAAAGUACGUGAGCUCACAGUCAAAAAUCACAACAUACAAAGAAACAAGUCAUCAUGAGGAAGAACCACAAAAGCAAUAGGUAGCAGAUCAGACCUGCAUUUACUUCAUAUAUUGGAAUUAUCAGGUGCUAACAUUCUUUUACAAUGUUUGAAGAUAUAAGAAAUUGAAAAUAUGACCAAAGAAUAAGUGAACAUAAAAAUAUGUUGUGGCAGAUUUUAAAAAUGAUUAAAUAGAACUAGAAAUGAAAAAUAUGAAAAUUGAAAUUAUGGCCAGGGUAGGCAGCAUAUUAGAGACAACAGAAGAGAGAAUGAGAGAAUGGGAAGAUAGAGUUGAAGAAAGUAUCCAAAUGUAGCACAGAGACAAAAAGAUAUAAAAUAGGAAAGGCUAAGGAAAUGGUGCAUAGAGUCAGAAGGCGUAAUGUCCAAUCAUAGUUUCAGGAAGAGACUGUAUCAGGAUACAAAUGUCACACUAGUAAUUUGAACAGGGAAAUUUUAACAUAAAGAGUGGUUAACUCUAAAGGUGGUUCAUUACAAUUACUAAAAGAGGUAAAAUCAGCUACCACCCCUGGUCCUGAGGGAGAGUGAACAAGGCAGGAACUUAGAAACAGAGGAGGAGGGCUCCUCCCUCCAAGGCUGAUAUUGAAACCUUUGAGGAGAGGCUGCAGUGUCACAGAAACAGCAGUCUACCAGUGGCAAACUUGUCAGAGGGUGACUACUGCAAUAAUCCAUGCAGCACAGAAGCAGCCUGCUGCUGAGUGGGGGAGAAUCUUGCUGGAAGGUGCAGGCCAGGGCUGAACUGUGAAGGCCACUAAGGCGAAUGCUACCAUGUACUUGCUGGGUAACCUUAGGCAAGUUACUUAAUCUCUCUGAGUCUUACUUCUCUAGCUUCUCCACUUGGAAAAUGAGGGGGCUGAACUUUAAUUACUAAUGUUGCUUGUUGUUUUGAAGUGAGGCCAUUCCAGUGUAUCUUCACAAAGUUAGAGUUGGUUCCUUAUUGGUCUGUCUUCAUUGUGGGGUUUUGCUUUGAUUUUUCUGUAGUUUUGAUCAAGAAUAGACGGUACAGCUAUUGAAUGCCAUGUUGAAAUGUUAAAAUGUAAAUGUAUAGAGUAACCACUAUAAGAAUAGAAAUUAGAUAAUAUAACUUCUAACACAGAGGGUAAUUAAAAUAGUUUAGUUUUGAUCCCAGCAUAAGAAAUAGACCAGCUGAGGCAAACUGGGGGGAAUAUUGAAACACAUAUAUAAUUGAUAAGAGAUUAGUAGACAAAAUAUAUUAAGAAUUUUUUUUUUUUUUUCCUGAGACGGAGUCUUUUUCUGUCGCCCAGGCUGGAGUGCAGUGGCUCAGCUCACUGCAACCUCCUCCUCCCAGGUCCAAGCAAUUCUCCCACCUCAGCCUCCCAAGUAGCUGGGAUUACAGGCACACGCCACCAUGCCUGGCUAAUUUUUGUAUUUUUUUUAGUAGAGCUGGGGUUUCACCAUGUUGGCCAGGCUGGUCUCAAACUCCUGACCUUGUGAUCCACCCGCCUCGGCCUCCCAAAGUGCUGGGAUUACAGGCGUGAACCACAGCGCCCGGCCUGAAGAAUUCUUAAGUAAGAAAUAGAGACAAACAAGAAUCUCAAGAAAAUAAGGAAAAAAGCAACCCAAUAGAAAUACAGGCAAGAGACUUUACCGGGCAAUUCAUAGAAGAUGAAAUGAAAAGAUGCUCAGUGGUAAUCAA